Messenger RNA from Sabethes cyaneus, 3168 nucleotides. It is a transcript of the gene trbd, whose product is annotated as ubiquitin thioesterase trabid. The transcript has 6 exons. Gene Ontology annotation, biological process: cell migration; protein deubiquitination involved in ubiquitin-dependent protein catabolic process; cytoskeleton organization. The record is from RefSeq and is a predicted model, not a curated record. Gene Ontology annotation, cellular component: cytoplasm; nucleus. Gene Ontology annotation, molecular function: cysteine-type deubiquitinase activity; K63-linked polyubiquitin modification-dependent protein binding. Bases 246 to 2525 code for a protein of 759 amino acids. Lineage: Eukaryota; Metazoa; Arthropoda; Insecta; Diptera; Culicidae.
ACGAAAUUUGCUUAAACAUCAAGAUGGAGAUUAAAAUUUAGCAAAGUUCAACGCGAUUAUGAGUCUUUCCGGGAUAUUUUUUAAUAUUUUAGGAAAGUUUAACCGCGAUUGAAAUAAAGCUACGACAACGGCUCAGGCAACAACCAAAUUUUCUUUAAAUAGUUAAAGGACAAUAAAUGUCUUUUCGAGGUUUUUGCUGGUGCCAGCAACAAACGCAGUGAGCUGCAACCCAUUUCAGUGAAAUUAUGUCUGAAUAUUCUAAUUCGUCAAGCUCCCGAAAGGAUGAUACCGAAAAAACUCAAGACGAGCAACAAUCGCCCGUUUGUUCGCAACAGGCUGAACUACAGAAGGCAAAAUGGAUAUGCGAGUAUUGCACAUACGAAAACUAUCCUCAAUCAUUAAAGUGUACAAUGUGCAAAGGACAGAAACCAUUACUAAAUGAGGAUAUUUUCAGACUUAGUCCUACACAGCAGCUUAAUACAACAAGAAGAUCUACGUCUAACCUUGCCAGUGGACCAUCAAAAAUGUCCCCGAGGCAUGACGACAGUAUUAAUGAAGGUAGUCAAAAGUGGAUCUGCAAUGUGUGUACUUACCAUAACCUACUUCAAUCUCGGCGUUGCUUACAAUGCAACAGCAAGUGGGAAAGCGAGGUGUUUACGAAGUCGUUUACCCAAAAAUCUCAGUCCCAAAAAGCAUCUCCGCCAAAAGUGAUAUCGGAAUAUGAAAGCUUGAGCGACCAGCUAAACGCAAUGAACAUUUUCCGCAGUUCUGGGGAAGAUGAUGUGGUUGAUCUAUUUUCACCCAGUAGCGGGUGCGCUAGGAGAAAACGAAACAAUUCUCCCGCUAACAUUGAUUCGCCAAGCGUGGAUCGGGCAAUAGAUCGUUCAAAAGAUUACUAUUCCGGUGUAGGCAGCGAAGAUGUGAAGGUCCAAUCCCCGACCGCAGUUUCGCCGAUGAAUAGCAGCAGCCGUAUUACAACUAACACGGGAAAAUGGUUUUGUUCAGUAUGCACCUACGAAAACUGGCCGAAAUCGUUAAAAUGUUCAAUGUGCUUACAUCCACGUGAAACAAACAGUGGCCGUACUAGUCAAGCAUCUGCGAGGCACUCACCAGAUCACGAUGAGAAUGUAGCCAGUAAUAUUGUGGUAAACAAUAAGCGCAACCAACAGCUGGUUCGUGACUUAGAUCCAAUGAAUAAUCAUGAUGUGUAUCAGCAAGAACGGUAUAUGCGACAGCUUAGAAGACAACCUGACUGGCAGUGGCUUAAUGCUUGUAUUGGGAUUGCGGAAAACAAUGUCGGAGCAGUGGAAACAUAUUUGGGUUGCGGUGGUGAUCCGAGUCGUGCUCUUACUCCUGCUGAAGUUAGCCUGCUCAAUCAUAACAACAUAGCUUUCGAUGUUGGCCACACGCUAAUCCAUCUGGCAAUUCGUUUUCAUCGUGACGAGAUGCUUCCGUUACUAUUGGCUCAAAUUUCUGGUUCGGGACCAGGUAUCAAAAGAGUACCUUCAUAUGUAGCUCCUGAUCUUGCAAGCGACAUCAGGCGUCAUUUCGCUCUUUCAUUGUGUAUUCGAAAAGUUGCAUUCAACUGCCAGUAUGUGAAUGAACAUGCAACCUUUUCGCUUCCUGCUGAUAUUGAAGAACUGCCACUGGCAUUACAAGAACAGCUUUAUGAGGAAUUGCUUGACCGUGAUGCUCAAAAGCAACUGGAGAUGCCUCCGCCGGCACUCAAUUGGUCACUGGAAAUCACUGACCGCCUGGGCUCUCGUUUAAUGGUGCUAUGGAAUCGAAGCGCCGGUGAUUGCUUGUUAGAUUCUGCUAUGCAGGCAACAUGGGGUGUAUUUGACCGUGAUAAUACGUUGAGGAGAGCUCUCGCUGAUAGUCUGCACCAGUGUGGUCAUUUUUUCUAUCCGCGUUGGAAAGAAAACGAAAUUAUUCAAGCUGCGCUGUUGCAUUACACAGUAUCUGAAACGCAACUGGAAGAAGAUUGGAGCACUCUUCUUUCGCUAGCUAGUCAGCCUGGAGCGUCACUUGAACAGCUGCAUAUUUUCACUCUAGCGCACAUUCUUCGUAGGCCUAUUAUUGUGUAUGGGGUUAAGUACGUGAAAAGUUUUCGUGGUGAAGACAUCGGAUAUGCACGGUUUGAGGGAGUUUACCUACCUCUUCUAUGGGAGCAAGGUUUUUGUCUAAGCUCACCGAUAGCCUUGGGGUAUACUAGAGGUCAUUUCAGUGCUUUGGUGCCGACAGAGCCAUAUUCACGUAUUGACGCAGCCAGGGAUGACAGAGAAGAUAUUACAUUCUUACCGCUGAUGGAUUGUGAAUCGAAGCUAUUGCCUGUUCAUUUUUUGAAUAACAAUGAAAUUGGCCAAGAGGAAACCAUUAUGCGCCAGUGGCUAGAUGUAUGUGAAACUGAAGGAGGUUUACUGGUUGCGCAACAGAAACUUCACAAACGUCCGCUUUUAGUAGCCCAAAUGUUAGAGGAAUGGCUCAACCAUUAUCGGAGAAUAGCAAUUUCGAGGCUUUUUUAAAUAUCGCGUUUACUGAGUUAUUAAGACCUUUCGAACAUACCAGUAAUUUUAACAAAUCGAACGGCUUCACACGAAAUCUGCUUCAACCGUAUAUGUGCAUUGUUUGCAGAAGAUUAAUGAUAAAUCAUGUAUAAAACCAACUACAUCACGUCGCAUACAUCAGCACGUCAUCGAACGAACAUAGAACGUCAAUUAACAAACUUAAUCUCUCGUAUUGCGCUAUCAGUGAACAACCAGAAUUGAAUAUAAGCACAAAAUUAGUUCUAUAAAAUUGUCGAGCCAGCACUGUUCGCAUCGAUUAGCACGACAUAUUUCGAAAAAUCUCCUUCAUCAGUUAUCCAUGAGCCCGCGAGAACCCAUGGAUUCCCACCAACUAGGCCGGAGCAUGAAUGAAUAAAGCACAGUAGUGAUUUUAAAAAGAGCUAAAAUUAUGAUGCACUAGUACUUUAUCAAUUUGAAAAAUUGCAUAAAUACCAAGCCAGGAUUGAUACAAUCUACAAAAUCAAGUGGCUCUGUUAUGUUUGUUAAGUUUUAAAAAAUUUAAUAGUUUUUCUUGGGAUUCAACUUGGGUUUGUACAUAUUUCCAUUUCAUUAAUUUUUAGGUAAGUUGUCUUUACGCAAGAAUAAAAUGAAAACAAAUAAA